UUUAGCAUAGACUAUAUCUGAACGGCCAUGCUUAUCUAUAUUGUCUGUGACAUUUCCGAAGCGAAUGUGUUCGCUGCCAUUUUCUAUUGAACAAUUUUUGAGGAAAAUAUAAUUUGAACAAACCAAAAGUAAAAUGCCUGAAAUGAUCAAAUCACCAGCCGACAUCAAAACCGCUCCUUUUGAUCCGCGGUUCCCUAACCAGAAUCAGACAAGGCACUGCUAUCAAAGCUACCUUGACUUCCACCGAUGCCAGAAGGUCCGAGGUGAAAAUUACGAGCCCUGCAACUACUUCAAACGUGUAUACAAAUCCCUUUGCCCUAAUGAGUGGGUCGACAAGUGGGACGGACAACGCGCCGAUGGCACUUUCCCUGGCAGAAUAUAAAUUCUAAACUCAUCCAGAGCAGUUUAGACCUAUUAUUUUAUAUUUUUAAUUUCCUUUAGGCUGCGUAAUUAGAAUAAAUGAGUUAACAGUUAA
Messenger RNA from Melitaea cinxia (Glanville fritillary), 475 nucleotides. It is a transcript of the gene COX6B, whose product is annotated as cytochrome c oxidase subunit 6B1. Lineage: Eukaryota; Metazoa; Arthropoda; Insecta; Lepidoptera; Nymphalidae. The coding region runs from base 134 to 382 and encodes 82 amino acids. The record is from RefSeq and is a predicted model, not a curated record. Gene Ontology annotation, cellular component: respiratory chain complex IV; mitochondrion. The transcript is spliced from 3 exons.